AUGAAAUCAGUUGGGUUCCAUUUCUCUAUUGAUCUCUCCUGGAUUCCACUUCUCCUAACGACGAUGAUGAUGUGUCCCGGAGCCGAGUUGCAACCGAUACGCGUGGUAGUUGUGGUGCCGUCUCCUCUCCCCGCAUCUGUGAUCUCGUUUUCGUCAUCUAAUGGUAGAACAGCUAAGGAAUGGAAGAAGUUGCUUCCUUACCUUCGGUCUCGUCUUGGUGAAGACUGUAAUAUACGUGAGUCCUUAACAUCUGGUCCUUCUCAUGCCAUUGACAUUACAAGAGAGGCUAUUAGGAAUGGUCCUAUUUCAGUUUUGUGCUUUGAUCCAAGCGGCAUGCUUUUGGUUACUAUUUCAACUCAGGGACACAAUAUAAUGCCCCUGCAACUGCUGGAAUGGUUGGAUUUUGAGUCUGGUUCAGAGAUUGAACCAAUAAAAAGGUGGUCCAUGAUCCAAAACCAGUCGAGAAGAGAGAUGCAAGAUCAGCACAGUGACUAUAUGGAGGUGGAACACUUUCUGAUUCUAAAAAAUGCUGAGGAAUCUUGGAAAGUGACUAAGAAAGGAAAGGCUUGUGUGGUGGAUAAACAUCAGAUGUACAUGUCUGAAGCAUAA
This is a messenger RNA of Eruca vesicaria subsp. sativa (arugula), 609 nucleotides long. The record is from the annotation of a GenBank genome assembly. Lineage: Eukaryota; Viridiplantae; Streptophyta; Magnoliopsida; Brassicales; Brassicaceae.